AUGGGAGAUUUUCAAGUUGUUGGAGGAAUCAAGAAGUUAAACAACAAAAAUUACAACACAUGGGCAACAUGUAUGGAGUCUUACCUACAAGGCCAAGAUCUUUGGGAUGUCGUUAGCGGUAAUGAAGUUACGCAGCCGGAAGAAGACAUCAGUGGCAUUUUGAGGAAGUGGAAGAUCAAGGAAGGUAAGGCCAUGUUUGCCUUAAAAACCACAGUUGAAGAUGACAUGUUGGAGCACAUACGGAAGGCCAAGACACCAAAAGAAGCUUGGGACACCUUCGCCACACUUUUUUCAAAGAGGAACGAUACAAGAUUGCAACUUCUCGAGAAUGAGCUAUUAUCGGUGGCCCAACGAGACAUGACGAUUGCCGAAUAUUUUCAUAAGGUAAAGUCUAUUUGCCGUGAAAUUUCUGAGUUAGAUCCUAGUGCUGCCAUUGUAGAAUCCAGGAUAAAAAGAAUAAUUAUCCAUGGAUUGAGACUCGAAUAUCGAGGUUUCGUUGCCGCUAUACAAGGAUGGCCGACCCAACCAUCACUUGUUAAGUUUGAGAAUUUGUUUGCCGAUCAAGAAGCUUUGACAAAGCAAAUGGGAAGGGUCUCGUCAAGAGGUGAGGAGGAAGCGCUCUACACCAAAAGUAAAUGCAGCUUUAAGCAGCGUGCUGGUGGUGGAUCUAAAAGAAAUGAUGACAAGGAAAAAGGUUAUCAAGGAGGAGGGAGUUCUCGGCUAUGGGAGCUCUGA
Messenger RNA from Malus domestica (apple), 735 nucleotides. RefSeq lists its product as uncharacterized. NCBI's taxonomy places the organism in Eukaryota, Viridiplantae, Streptophyta, Magnoliopsida, Rosales, Rosaceae. The record is from RefSeq and is a predicted model, not a curated record.